Capronia epimyces CBS 606.96 is the source of this 579-nucleotide messenger RNA. RefSeq lists its product as uncharacterized. The transcript has a single exon. Bases 1 to 579 code for a protein of 192 amino acids. Lineage: Eukaryota; Fungi; Ascomycota; Eurotiomycetes; Chaetothyriales; Herpotrichiellaceae. The record is from RefSeq and is a predicted model, not a curated record.
AUGACGGUUCAACAUGUCCAUUGUGGGAACCCAGCCUUGGACGGCCCCGAGCGAGAACUUCUCUCGCAAAAGCUCCGCUUCAAUUUGCUUGGACUGAAGGAGUUUGAGCAGUGUCACAUCCUGGCUCGUUGGAUCCGACAACUUUUUCUUCUGGCCCUCGACCGAUCACGCACGAAUCCCCGUCCAUUUCGGUCUUCACGACCGAUCCCUUGCCCGGACCCACAUAACAAUCAGCGUGAUCGAGCAGCUGCCACUCCAGUCAGUGGACAGCCAUUACCUACGGCACAAAUAUCGUAUGAGUCGGAACAGCUGCACGGAGGGCGGCCAGACACCAUCGCUUCGUUGCCAGUUACAGGUCUAGACUCAACGACCCCUGACUGCACCGCCAGCCUGGGGGCUGAGAGCCUCCUCACCCCCGAGGCUGCGCCGUUCGAUCGGUUUUUCCCCGAAGUAGAUGUGCAUUUCGGGUUUUGGAGCAAUCCUGAAUUGAUGUGGUUGCAAGCGUCCGCCGACGAGUUCACCAUGGCAGAUUCCUCUGGUUGGUUUGAUCAUGACUUUUCCCGUCCAGCGAAUCUGUAG